UAGGGAGGGAAAUUGCUGAUUUGCACAGGAGCAGUUUAAUGGAGCACUGCGAACAAGCUUUUGACAGAUGUUUACAGCGGGCGAAACCGCUCUAUAUGUCAGAGACUAGAAAAUAAGGAAAAAGCGGUUGGGAGGAGUCAACAUCGGAACGGUGUCAAUUACAACGAUGCACGCUCUCUAGUGGUUCCCGGUUCCCACCACUGUUUAUCGUGUAGCGCUUUCAAGGCGGAUCCCACAGUCACUGACACUCACUUUGCUCGUACGUCAUUCACGUCAACGAUCACGCAUGCGCGGUGUGAUUGGGCAGUUUGGCUAUUCCUGGGCGGAAGCAAACAUGGCGGAUGUUGAAGAAACAUUAAAGAGGAUCCAGAGUCAAAAAGGUGUCCAAGGAAUCAUCAUUGUUAAUUCUGAAGGCAUUCCUAUUAAGAGCACAUUGGAUAACCCCACUACAAUGCAGUAUGCAGGCCUCAUGCACCAGCUAGUAAUGAAGGCACGUGGUUCUAUCAGGGAUAUAGACCCCCAGAAUGAUCUGACUUUCCUCAGGAUUCGGUCCAAGAAGAAUGAGAUCAUGAUUGCUCCAGAUAAAGACUAUUUCUUAAUCGUCAUUCAGCAGCCAACAGAAUGAAUCCUUUCUGGCCAAUAAAGUUGUAUUUUUAUGUUAAAUUUAAUUUGCCAUGGUCUCUUCCUUUAUUUUAAAGAGGGGAAAUUGACAAGCUGCAGCCUUGGACUAUAUUUGCCUACCUAUAACCCAUAAAAUGAUGUUUACAACGCUCAUCGUUAAACAUGUUGUAAUGAAGUACAUUUGGUGAUGUAUAAGCAGCAAAUGGAUGUAGACAAGCUGUCGUGUUCUGCAUGUCCUAACAGAAUAUUACUCACACAAGCUAAACCCCUUAUUAAUAUGGAUAGAAGCUAAAAUAAAAGUAUUAUGUUCUGCUCUGUAUUUAUGUUCUCUUCAAACUCCUUUGAACAAUAAAUCCAUUUUACAAA
This is a messenger RNA of Bombina bombina (fire-bellied toad), 987 nucleotides long. RefSeq names its product dynein light chain roadblock-type 1 (gene DYNLRB1). The transcript is spliced from 5 exons. Gene Ontology annotation, cellular component: centrosome; cytoplasmic dynein complex; cytoplasm. The coding region runs from base 287 to 625 and encodes 112 amino acids. Lineage: Eukaryota; Metazoa; Chordata; Amphibia; Anura; Bombinatoridae. Gene Ontology annotation, molecular function: dynein intermediate chain binding. Gene Ontology annotation, biological process: microtubule-based movement. The record is from RefSeq and is a predicted model, not a curated record.